Messenger RNA from Schistocerca nitens (vagrant locust), 432 nucleotides. RefSeq lists its product as uncharacterized. The record is from RefSeq and is a predicted model, not a curated record. The coding region runs from base 1 to 432 and encodes 143 amino acids. The transcript has a single exon. Lineage: Eukaryota; Metazoa; Arthropoda; Insecta; Orthoptera; Acrididae.
AUGGCCAUGUACUACUACGCGAGCAAGCUGUGCGCCAGCGGGCAGCCUCCGUCGCCGCCCCCGCAGCCGCCGCCCUCGCCACCGCCCCCGCAGCCGGGCCCGUCCACGUCGGCCUGCACCAGCCACUGCCUGCGCUACCACCUGCAGCCGGCGCACGCCCACGCCCACGCCCAGCCGCAGCAGUGGCAGGCCCCGGCGACGCCUCCGCCGGCCGCCGCCGCCUCCGCGCAGCCGCCGCCCAAGAAGGCGGCCCAUCCGCACAACAGGCCGGCGCCGGCGCCGGCGGCCACGCACCGCGCGCAACCGCAGCCGCAGCCCGGCACGCACCGGCCCACGCAGAGGCACCACAAGACCAAGCACAAGGUACCUACCACUACGUUCAGGCUGCAGUAUCGCUGUGUACACAUGGCAGGCGCGGUCCGGCAACUAUGA